AUGAGAAUCCUUGUCGGAGUCAAAAGAGUCGUCGAUUAUGCCGUCAAGGUCCGCGUUAAACCAGAUAAGACUGGAGUCAUCACCGAGAAUGUUCAACACAGCAUGAAUCCUUUCGAUGAAAUCGCUUUGGAAGAGGCUGUUAAGCUCAAGGAGAAAAAGAUCGCCAAGGAAGUUAUUGCUUUCUCCAUGGGAGGUCCCAAAUCUCAGGAAGUUCUUAGAACUGCCCUUGCUAAGGGAGCUGAUAAGGCUAUCCAUGUUGAGCUUGCCGAUGCUGAGGCUGCUAAGCUCGAGCCUCUUCAUGUUGCUCAAACCAUCCAGAAGUUGGUCGAGAAGGAGAAGUUCGAUCUUGUUUUCGUUGGAAAGCAAGCUAUCGAUGAUGAUGCUGCUCAAACUGGACCUCUUCUUGCAGGUCUUCUUGAAUGGCCCCAAGCUCUGUACUCCAGCAAGGUCGAAGAUGGAGGAGACGGUUCUCUUAAGGUCACUCGUGAAAUCGAUGGUGGUCUUGACACUAUCAAGGUCAAAAUUCCUGCUGUCCUUUCCGCUGAUCUCCGUCUCAAUGAACCCCGUUAUGCCACUCUACCCAACAUCAUGAAAGCCAAGAAGAAACCUUUAGAGAAGCUGAAGGCUUCUGAUUUGGGAGUUGAUCUCACACCUCAAACUAAGACUCUUGAAGUAUCUGAACCACCUGUCCGCAAGGCCGGAGGAUUCGUUGCUGAUGUUCCUGAGUUGAUUUCUAAGCUGAAGGAGAAGGGAUUCGUAAAGGCUUAA
Molecule: messenger RNA, 768 nt
Organism: Auanema sp. JU1783
Lineage: Eukaryota; Metazoa; Nematoda; Chromadorea; Rhabditida; Rhabditidae
Source: the annotation of a GenBank genome assembly